UUUUGAUCACUCCAAUUUCAUUUCGAACAUUUCCAGAAAAAAAAUCCUUCAAGCCCCACCGAAUCACAUCGCAUCCAGUUCCAAUUUCCAGUUAGCCCUAGGCCAUCAACUAAAAACGACAAAGAAAUCAUGACUGCUGCGGCGCCGCCCCUCUUAAGAUCCGUCCAUUUUACCGAUAGUGAAACACUGGCUAGGAAAACAUUUUCGCCUCUCAGAUACAAUGUGCCGCUGUUUGUGUACAAAAAACUAACCAUUCCGGGCGUACAGCGUCGUGACGAGUUGAGAAUCCUUGCCAACGGUCGCCGACAGUUACUCCGGAGGAUGUUGAAGGCCAACUAUAGCGAGCUGCCAAAUUGUGAAGAUCAUAUCAAUGUCAAUUUGGAGCCGGAUUCAACCCAGGCCUGGGACCGGAAACAGCAGGCACAGCACGUGCGUGGCAACCCUUUCAAAUCGCCUUGCCCGAAAUCACUGCGAAAUGGUCACAAGGAAUGGACCCUAGCACCCAACAGGUACCGAUUGGCCAACAACAUCUCGGAUACGGCCAGCAAAUCAACAGGCACCAAAGGACCUUAUCAAUGUUUCACAGGUGAACGUUUUACAUCGAUUCCGAGGGUAGUCAUCCAAAGAAGCCGUGAGGGUAGCCGUGGAGAAGAACUAGCUACCAGCCUUCCUGCCGAAAUGGAUCGACUCGGUCACCCGAAGCGGUACUUUGUGGGGAAAAUUCGACCAGGCGACAAAAACAAGCAACAGACCUACUCACGGUUGGCCCUCUCCCAGCCAACCCUUUGCUGGCGCAAUCCCCUGGAACCGGGUCCCAACCAUUACUUCAAAGGCAUUUUUGACAUCCCGCCGAAGAAGGUCCCACCUAUCAUGACUGGCCGAUGCCAACAGCGGCUCCACGUGAAGCAAUUAAUCGCCGGACCGUCCGCUACCCCCGGAGUGCCAUCCGUGCAUCAUUCAUAUUGUGCGGAACCCUUCCGCAGGCCACCUCCCGGUCGUUAUCAACUGCCAAGCAGCAUACCGAUUCCGAAGCCAUUGCUGUCAAUUGCACCCCGUCGUAGAAAUGUCCCCCCCACACGAUACGACUUCUCAUACAAUUUCGCAUGGAAUCCGUACCGGCAGCCAAGCACCGUUCUGAUGCACACCGUUGACAUUCCAGUUCGGCGCCGGAAGCGAGGCCGCAACAUGAAGGUGGCCUUCGGUAGUGCGACGGCCCGUUUCAAGGAUGAGGAAUUUUUCCCCAUCGGAGCACUCAAAUCUGUUCUUCCGAAGGAUGCGAUUCCGGCGAAGAAGAGGCCGGACGGCAAGAGUGGUCACGGUAUGUCUUGA
Aedes aegypti (yellow fever mosquito) is the source of this 1329-nucleotide messenger RNA. RefSeq lists its product as uncharacterized. The record is from RefSeq and is a predicted model, not a curated record. Bases 130 to 1329 code for a protein of 399 amino acids. NCBI's taxonomy places the organism in Eukaryota, Metazoa, Arthropoda, Insecta, Diptera, Culicidae. The transcript is spliced from 6 exons.